Poecilia latipinna (sailfin molly) is the source of this 2718-nucleotide messenger RNA. Its product is annotated as coiled-coil domain-containing protein 85A-like. The record is from RefSeq and is a predicted model, not a curated record. Bases 447 to 1859 code for a protein of 470 amino acids. The transcript is spliced from 3 exons. Lineage: Eukaryota; Metazoa; Chordata; Actinopteri; Cyprinodontiformes; Poeciliidae.
CUCUGGGGGGGAUGAGAGAGCUUCAGGAGGGAAAGGCAGAGAGGAGGAGAGAAGGAGAGAGCUUUUUCCUCUCCCUUUCUCUGCUUUGCACAGAUGACUCCCUCCUCUGCCUCUGACCGCUUUCACAUCCAGGUAAACCUUCUUCCACUUUCAUCUCCUUCCGGACCGGGAUCACGCCGUGCAUCCGCUGCAUAGAGUCGGAUGAUGCAGCGAUAAGGAGUCCACAGCAUCCUCUCCGCCGUGCUGCACUCAGCCCGGCAUCGUCAGCUGUUGCUCUAUGAGAGAGUGGGAGAGUGGAGGGCAGCACAGAGGCCGAACUAUGCCGCUGAUUACCAAACGGUAACCCGCUUCCUCAACCUCUGCAGGUCGGAUUGGAAGCGAGCGGAGCUGCUUGACGAACCCGCGAGUGUUUUCUGCCCUUUGUCGGUGCCGGAGGAGCUGUGCCAAUGGAGAAGGCAACUCCGCCGCUCCAGCCCCAGCCCCAGCCCCAGCUCCAGCUGUCCAUAGCGAAGAGUGAAAGUCCGGCCGAAGACAUCUCAGGUCUGACGGACGAGGAGCUGCUCAGGUGGACCAAAGAGGAGCUGGUGCGCCGGCUGAGGCGGUCUGAGGCCGAUAAGAUGAGCGUGAUUCUGGACCACGGGAAUCUCAUCCGAGAGGUCAACCGCAGCCUCCAGCUGCACCUAAACGAGAUUAGGGGGCUGAAGGACAUCAACCAGAAGCUGCAAGAGGACAAUCGUGAGCUGCGGGACUUGUGCUGUUUCUUAGAUGAUGACCGUCAGAAAGGGAAGCGCGUGUCCAGGGAGUGGCAGCGUCUCGGACGGUACAGCGCCAGCAUCAUGCGCAAGGAAGUGACCCUGUACCUGCAGAAGCUCAAGGAGCUGGAGGUCAGACAGGAGGAGGUGAUCCGGGAGAAUCUGGAGCUGAAGGAGCUCUGCCUGUUGCUGGAUGACGAGAAGGGAGUUUCGGGUGGAGGAGGGGUUGUGGUAGGGGGAGGCGGAGGCGGAGGGGGCGUGGGGAUGGGAGGAUGCCGCAACUCAAUAGACAGCCAGAACAGCCUGCUGCUGGUGCCAGGCCAGGGGCUUCUCAUGAGGGACGUGGGAGAUGGGAGCAGCACCUCGAGUGCAGGCAGCGCCGACAGCUCAGACCACCCUCACCACAAGCAGACUCACCUCUCUGCAGGUGUGGGCAGCAUUGGGAGCAGCGGGGAGAAAGGCAGCCCUGAACUUUUGCACAAACCCAGGUGUAGCAGCAUCAGCGGGAUAGGUGGAGCGGACAGGGAGGUGUCCAGCCCAGAGCUCCCGGCUGGGCGGCACCGGAGCACGAGCCUGGAGUAUCCGUACACCCUGCCCCAGCUCUGCCGGCCCCGCUGCGGCUCCAUAUCCGUGCCCGACCACAGCCGGGUCAUGCGGGGCCUGAGCCCGGAGAAGUACGGGCGCAACAUAGGCCACCGCAGCCCGGAGCAGCACCCCAAGCACCACAGCUCGGAUCUCCUACUGGGCCAAAGGCAGCACUUCCUGGGCCAGGGAGGCAGCGGGGAGCUCUAUCAGAAGUACAAGCGGAGCAGUAUUAGCACCACAGGCUGCGGGAGUCCCGAGCCCCGGCAUGCACAUUUGGGGGUCGGCGAGCACCACGAAAAGGGCUGCAUGAUCCACGGAGGCAGCCCUGAAACUCACAGGCACCAGUACAGUGUGAGCCCGGACCACGCAAAGUUUGGCAGUCCCGUGAGGGAGGGGCAGAGGAGGCCAGCUGGUGACGAGCUGUCACCGCACCACCGGAGCAUCUACAACGGCAUGAACGCUUUGAUAUCAGCAGGCUGCUGCACCAACAACUGCAGAAAUGUCAAGCUAUGGGACAGGUAAACCACUCUGCACAUUGUUAUGCUUUUUUUCCCCCCAUAUGAACCGCCUUUGUGUUAAUUAGGGACUCAGCGAGAAGAUGAAAAGCCAGUGAAGGGCAUUGUCAGUUUUUACCAGAAGGGUCCAUAAUCCUGUAAUUAGCUCCCAUUAUUCUGCUUCACCAUUCAGUGUCGCUCUCUGAUUUUAACUCCUGUGUUGACGUCUAUUCAGACAAGGCUGGAGGGGUUUACAUUAGCAGGAUUUACGUGAAGCAAUAAAAACAAUCUCUUGGUGAGAGAGGCCUAACAUAUGGCAGUAUUUACCAUAUGAUUCUCACAGGAAUCAUUGAGAAAUAAACAAACAUAUAGUCUGGUCCUGAUUAAAUGCGAUGCCAGUCUAAGUGUUUCUCGAUUGCAUCAGUUCCUACGCUUUCUCAGGUGGAAUCAGGGAGUUUACUGGGACGAUGGCGUUAGAGGUGACCCUAUUCUGCCUCUGUGUGUCGUCGUACGUCUUCAAUCAGGCCUCUGUGUGAGGCUGAUAUGCCUCUGUUAAUAUUUGAUGACUGAGAAACACGGCGUACCUGCCUGGCCGCUUCUGUCGGGAAAUGCUUAAACAUAACAAUAUGCCGCCACAGCGCAGUUCCCUUCCCUCUUGUGUCAUACAAAAAAACAUCAGAUGAUGUACUUUGUGUCUGUGGCUAGAUAGGAGACAAGUAAGAAGGAUGCGUUAACACUGCAGGCUGAAGUCUGGCCCCGGUCACCCCUCAGCUCUGUGAUGCAGCGUUGAACAGAUGCGAGCAGCCACAAAACAUUCUGUCAGGAACUCAAAAGACGACGAAGCUGAGAAUGUUAGUUUUUAUUCUGUAUACCGCAUUUUCCAGACU